AUGACCAAAAAAAGAAGGAAUAAUGGUCGUGCCAAAAAAAGCCGUGGCCAUGUGCAGCCUAUUUGUUGCACGAACUGUGCCAGGUGCAUGCCCAAGGACAAGGCCAUUAAGAAGUUCAUCAUUCAAAACAUUGUAGAGGCCGCAGCCGUCAGGGACAUUUCCAAAGCAAGUGUUUUCGAUGCUUAUGUGCUUCCCAAGUUCUAUGUGAAACUGUAUUACUGUGUGAGUUGUGCCAUUCACCGCAAGGUGGUCAGGAAUCGAUCUCGUGAAGCCAGGAAGGACCGAACACCCCCACCCCGUUUUAGACCUGCUGGUGCUGCCCCACGACCUCCACCAAAGCCUGUGUAAGGAGCUGGGUCCUUAAUGAGUGAAGAAAAGCUAUCAUCUGGAAAAAAAUAAAAUGGGAAUUAAAAUUAAAAAAAACAAAAAAGACACUGACAUUGGUAACUAAAUGGAUGGAUCACAAAGAACUACCACUCAAGAAGAUCUCAGUAACAAACUUUGUUUCCUG
Messenger RNA from Sciurus carolinensis (gray squirrel), 511 nucleotides. Its product is annotated as 40S ribosomal protein S26-like. Bases 1 to 348 code for a protein of 115 amino acids. The transcript has a single exon. Gene Ontology annotation, cellular component: ribosome; cytosolic small ribosomal subunit. Gene Ontology annotation, biological process: translation. Lineage: Eukaryota; Metazoa; Chordata; Mammalia; Rodentia; Sciuridae. Gene Ontology annotation, molecular function: mRNA binding; structural constituent of ribosome. The record is from RefSeq and is a predicted model, not a curated record.